Molecule: messenger RNA, 2332 nt
Organism: Beta vulgaris subsp. vulgaris (sugar beet)
Lineage: Eukaryota; Viridiplantae; Streptophyta; Magnoliopsida; Caryophyllales; Amaranthaceae
Product: carotenoid cleavage dioxygenase 8 homolog B, chloroplastic
Exons: 7
Coding region: 80-1900 (606 amino acids)
Biological process (GO): carotene catabolic process
Cellular component (GO): chloroplast
Molecular function (GO): carotenoid dioxygenase activity
Source: RefSeq, a predicted model, not a curated record
GUAUCUCUUUAUAUUGCAACUAAAAAAAGUAAAGGAGAUGCAUAGUAACAUUCCAACUCUAUAAAUACUCAUCAUAUAUAUGUCUCUCCCCCAAACUUCAUAUCUUAACCAUUGGUGUCUAGAAAAACCAAAUAUCUAUCUCUUAUUUAUCAUGGUCAUGGCUGCUUCCUUUGGGUUACAUGCAACAAAAAAUUGUGGUCCAUUUAGCUCAUCAACAUAUGCAUCAUCAAAAUCCUCUAAUAAAUGUAGUGAUGCUAAUAAUAAAAGAAACUCAUUGUCCUUUGGCAAUAAUCAAAGUUUCAGCACUAGUAGUACUAGUAAAGGCGAUAAUAAGAACAACAACAACAAUAACUUAAUGGCUACUCAUGUGGCCACUAGAUUGCCUCCUGUAAUUGCUCCUCUUCCUACACCAGAAAAGGAAAAAACAAAGAAUGGUGGCACACUAACUGCUUGGACAAGCAUUAAGCAAGAAAGAUGGGAGGGUGAGCUUCUUGUGCAAGGUCAUAUACCUUCAUGGCUGCGUGGAACAUAUCUAAGAAAUGGUCCAGGCUUAUGGCAUACAGGAGACUACCAUUUCCGGCAUCUCUUUGAUGGUUAUGCCACCCUUGUCAAGCUUCACUUUGAGAACGGAACGCUCGUCGCCGGCCACCGCCAGCUCGAAUCCGAGGCGUAUAAGGCAGCAAAGAAGAAUCAGAAAAUAUGUUACCGGGAAUUUUCUGAAACCCCUAAACCUAAAAAUUUCUUGGCUUACAUUGGUGACUUAGCCAAACUCUUUUCUGGUGCUUCACUUACUGAUAAUGCUAAUACAGGAGUGGUGAGGCUUGGAGAUGGACGAGUAGUAUGUCUUACAGAGACACAAAAAGGAUCCAUAAUAAUUGACCCUAACACAUUGGAAACGUUGGGAAAAUUUGAUUUUAAUGACCCUUUUGAAAGGUUACUCUUACACUCAGCUCAUCCAAUUGUAACAAAAAAUGAGAUGUUGACUUUACUACCAGAUUUGGUCAACCCAGGAUAUUUAGCGGUCAGGAUGAAAGCAGGAUCAAAUGGACGGCGGGUGAUUGGUAGAAUAAAUUGUCGUGGUGGGCCCACCCCUGGGUGGGUCCACUCUUUUCCUGUGACUGAAAAUUACAUAAUUGUGCCAGAAAUGCCCUUGAGAUAUUGUGUAAGGAAUUUGUUGAGGGCUGAACCUACACCACUUUACAAGUUUCAGUGGCACCCUGAAUCUAAAGCAUUUGUGCAUGUGAUGUGUAGAUUCAGCGGCAGCUUGGUGGCAACGGUAGAGGUGCCAUUGUUCUUGACAUUCCAUUUCAUAAACGCGUAUGAGGAAACAGACGAGGAAGGCAACGUAACAGCAAUUAUUGCAGACUGUUGUGAGCACAAUGCAGACGCUUCUAUCCUUGACAAGCUAAGGCUCACAAAUUUGCGCUCAUUUAUAGGCCAAGAUGUUCUUCCAAAUGCAAGGGUUGGUCGUUUCAGAAUUCCCAUGAAUGGGAUGCCAUACGGGAAACUAGAGGCAGCACUGGACCCAGAGGAGCAUGGGAGAGGCAUGGAUAUGUGCAGUAUUAACCCUUCCUACUUGGGUAAAAAAUACCGUUACGCUUACGCUUGUGGGGCUCGCCGCCCUUGUAACUUCCCCAACACUCUUACAAAGAUUGAUUUGGUUGAGAAGAAGGCAAAAAACUGGUAUGAAGAGGGUGCUGUCCCUUCUGAGCCAUACUUCGUAGCUCGCCCUGGGGCAACUGAGGAGGACGAUGGAGUGGUAAUAUCGGUGGUUAGUGGGAAAAAUGGAGAAGGAUAUGCAUUGCUUCUUGAUGGUUCUACCUUUGAAGAGAUUGCGCGUGCGAAAUUCCCUUAUGGUCUUCCUUAUGGCUUGCAUGGAUGUUGGAUUCCUAUGGAUUAACAACUUAUUCUAGGAAGCUACAAUUUAACCCUAUUAAGCUGGAAAACAAGAUGAAAUUGAAGAUUAAUGCUAUGAUAAGAGUAUAAGACCAACCAACGAAGGAACUUGAACCUUGUUAUAAAUAUACUUCAUAUACUACUUUGUGAUCAGUCUUCACCUAUGUAAUUUGUACAUACAUAUGAAUAUAUAUGUACAUAAUUAAACUAGGUCAUGUAUUUAUGUUAAAAGUAUAUAGUAUAGAUAUUCUUCAUACUGUAAGGUAUAGUGUAACUUCAAUUCAAGCAUAUGGGUUGUCCUUGUGUAAUAUGUGCACUAGUGUAAUAUGUGCACUAUUGGUUUUUGGAGUAAGGUUUCAUCCAAGUAAUCAAGUAUAUAUAUAUAUAUAAAAUACAAUUUGGAAAAUAAUAAUGAUAUUGGUUGAGAUUUGAUUCC